Fibroporia radiculosa is the source of this 2514-nucleotide messenger RNA. RefSeq lists its product as uncharacterized. Gene Ontology annotation, cellular component: cytosol. The record is from RefSeq and is a predicted model, not a curated record. Gene Ontology annotation, molecular function: aldose reductase (NADPH) activity; oxidoreductase activity, acting on NAD(P)H as acceptor. The transcript is spliced from 10 exons. The coding region runs from base 1 to 2514 and encodes 837 amino acids. NCBI's taxonomy places the organism in Eukaryota, Fungi, Basidiomycota, Agaricomycetes, Polyporales, Fibroporiaceae.
AUGUGUGACGCUUUGGCGAGUCCUGCAAUCUACUCUGUCGCGCAGAUGCUUGGGUCCAGCCUACCUGUGUCGCAAAUUCCUGUCCGCACCCCAGAAGCAAAAUCCAGGGUUGCCUCUAACGGUACUCCAGUCAAGGGCAAGAGCCGCCUCCCGAUUCCUUCUGGAACUCGACCUGGUCGUAGACACACAUUCGGCGAGGUUGGCAAUAGUCUUUCUGGCGACUGCACGGAUGUUAUAACCCCAGGUGUUUCCAGAGCGACUGCUCAGCUCAAGAGUGGGCUUGUUCCUGCGUCACGGACUUAUGGCACGCCUGGGAGGAUUCGACACACGCGACAAAGAUCCAUACCGAAGUCACCCAAGGCAGUGUUCCGAUCGUCCCUUGAUCAAGCCUUCGUUUUCCCCGUGUUAUCCGAGACACCACGUUCUAUUCCUAAUGCUGUUCCUCGCUGUGCCAAGCCCUAUGUCAGGUCCAAGGUCCGAACGUCUCUAUCGCCUAGCAAACCCCCUCAGAUGAGCAGUUCUGUUCCUCCUACGGCUUCUAUUCCUCUCGAACUCAAUAUUUCAAAUCCUGCUUCUGUCUGCAUCCCUACUGCACCAUCUGUGCAUCCACUUGGAAAACCCCUGCUUAUACCCACACCGUCUUUCCUCGCAGUUCAGAAGUCGGAUUCAUUUAUCAGUACUCGAUCUUUGCCCCGUUCUGUUACACUCCGCUCCAGCUUGACCUAUCGUCCCGCUCCAGCCCAGUCUUCUUUGCUUUUGGCGACCCCUUCCUUUGCUGCGAUGAAAACCUCAAAAUCCAACACCACGAUACUAUCGUUUCUAGGUGCUCAGAACACUCGUCUAGAUGCUUCUAUGCGCUGCACGAACCCCCUGGGCCGUUCUCUGGGCGAGACUAUAGAAGAAGCUGGUCAGGCACAGACUAUACCAGUAGCUACUCCGGGCGCAAAUUCUGAUGAGGCCAGGCAGAAGAACAACAUUCUUCCGAUGCAAAGUUUGAGUAUGCCACAAGACAUGAUGGAUACUCUUCAGUCUUUGGAGAAUAUAGCUGUGACGAUCAGGAAUCUUCCUCGGCCCGAGUUACCAACAUUGGUAGAAGGUGUUGCGUUGGCCGCUGAUCCUCAUGGAUCAACACCACAGGAGGCUAUCAGUUCAUGUGCAUAUCUGCAAUCGGAGGAGCAUGUAGCAAUUCGGACCACUACCGACUUAUCGCGAAUUAAGGAUAAGCCAAACUUUUCACUUCCUUUCCGUGCAGCUUGCAUAACCCAUGACAGAUCAGCGGCGGAUUCGCAUUACGAGAUGCCAUCGCAGGUCGAAUCUACCGAGAUUAUCAAGCCAGUCUGUACGUCCAAGCCGCCGCGAGUUCGACGUAUCAGCAUUGGUCGUGUAAUUUCAAUUCACGUCCCCGCGGCGAAGAGCAAGAUACCCUCCCUGCCUGUCACCCCACGAGCAGCGAGUGCUGGUGCUAGGGAUGCGACCAAUAAAGCAUCACCACCCUCCCGGCUGCCUACGCUAGGGCCACCUCCUAAACGUCGUCAAAACAUAUUCAAGUCUGUCCUUCGAUCCAGACAUUCGGACCCUCCUAUGCCAACCAAGUCUCUGGAGGAGCUUACACCGAGAUCCAAUGUUGCGAAGCGCAUGCGGGCGACUAUUCCAAGCGUUGCGUUCGGCACAUGGAAAUUGGGCGGGGGACAAUCAGCGACUACACAUGUCGACCAAGCCCUAUCUGUUGGCUUCAACCAUGUUGACACUGCGCAAUCCUACAGGAAUGAGUUGGAGGCAGGUACCGCCAUUCGCGAGAGCGGUCUUGCUCGUGAAGACUUGUUUAUUACCACGAAAUACUCCGGCAUGGCGGACAUAGACGUCUCCAUCCAUAACAGCCUCGACUAUUUGGGUCUCGAAUAUGUGGAUUUAUAUCUGAUUCACAACCCCCGGUUGGCGGUCCCGGAUAUACCGACCAUUUGGUCUAGGAUGGAGAAGAUUCAGGAGGCUGGCUUGACGAAGAGCAUCGGUGUUAGUAACUUCAAUGUACCUCAGCUUGAAACGCUCCUCGCGUCUGCCAAAAUCAAGCCUGUAGCAAACCAGAUUCUCUUUCACCCAUACGUACUCAAUUCCCAGAUGCCCAUUGUUGAGUAUGGAAACCAAAACGGCAUCGUGAGCGAGGCGUACAGUGUUCUGAUACCGCUUACUUCUCAGCCCGGCGGUCCAGUCGACAAGCCUGUGCAGGACAUUGCUACCCGCCUGAAUGCAAAGCCAGAACAGGUCCUACUCGCAUGGGCGAAAGCCAAGGGAGUCGUGGUCGUAACCGCUAGCACAAAACGGGAGCGGUUAGAGGGAUACCUGGCUGCCGGAGAUCUCGAACUGACGGACGAAGAUAUUGCAUCGAUUGAUGCCGCUGGGAGUCAGGGUGAGCGCCGACUGACCGCACGCACUUUCCUGCGUCGUGCUGCCAUCGCUGCUCUCGUCGGGGCUGGGGUCCUAGGCGCCUGCAGCUACUUGGGGAUCCAUAUAUUAUAA